This is a messenger RNA of Acyrthosiphon pisum (pea aphid), 1296 nucleotides long. Its product is annotated as zinc finger protein 271-like. The transcript has a single exon. The record is from RefSeq and is a predicted model, not a curated record. Gene Ontology annotation, biological process: regulation of transcription by RNA polymerase II. Bases 1 to 1296 code for a protein of 431 amino acids. Gene Ontology annotation, molecular function: DNA-binding transcription factor activity, RNA polymerase II-specific; RNA polymerase II cis-regulatory region sequence-specific DNA binding. Gene Ontology annotation, cellular component: transcription regulator complex; chromatin; PcG protein complex. Lineage: Eukaryota; Metazoa; Arthropoda; Insecta; Hemiptera; Aphididae.
AUGGCAGAGAAACCGUUCCCAUGUGACGUGUGCGACAAGUGGUUUACGACUAGCAAUCAAUUGACAGUACACCGGAGGACACACACGGGAGAAAAACCGUUCCAGUGUGAUGUGUGUGAAAAGUCGUUCAGUCAAAACUGCAAUCUAAUGGCCCACCGGAGGACGCACACGGGAGAGAAACCAUUCCCGUGCGAUGUGUGUGACAAGUGGUUCAAAACUAGCAAUCAUCUGACGGUACACCGGCGGACGCACACUGGAGAGAAACCGUUCCCAUGCGAUGUAUGUGACAAGUGGUGCACGACUACGCAUCAAUUGACGGUACACCAGAGGACGCACACGGGAGAGAAACCGUUCCCAUGUGACGUGUGUGACAAGUGGUUCAAAACUAGCAAUCAUCUGACGGUACACCGGCGGACGCACACUGGAGAGAAACCGUUCCCAUGCGAUGUAUGUGACAAGUGGUGCACGACUACGCAUCAAUUGACGGUACACCAGAGGACGCACACGGGAGAGAAACCGUUCCCAUGUGACGUGUGUGAAAAGUCGUUCAGUCAAAACUGCAAUCUAAUGGCCCACCGGAGGACGCACACGGGAGAGAAACCAUUCCCGUGCGAUGUGUGUGAAAAGUCGUUCAGUCAAAAGGGUAUUUUGAUGGUACACCGGAGGACGCACACGGGAGAGAAACCGUUCCCAUGUGACGUGUGUGACAAGUGGUUCAAAACUAGCAAUCAUCUGACGGUACACCGGCGGAUGCACACUGGAGAGAAACCGUUCCCAUGCGAUGUAUGUGACAAGUGGUUCAACACUAACUCUGCGCUGACUGUACACCAGAGGACACACACGGGAGAGAAACCAUUCCCUUGCGAUGUGUGUGACAAGUGGUGCACGACUACGCAUCAAUUGACGAUACACCAGAGGACGCACACGGGAGAGAAACCGUUCCCAUGUGACGUGUGUGACAAGUGGUUCAACACUAACUCUGAGCUGACUGUACACCGGAGGACACACACGGGAGAGAAACCAUUCCCUUGCGAUGUAUGUGACAAGUGGUGCACGACUAAGCAUCAAUUGACGGUACACCAGAGGACGCACACGGGAGACAAACCGUUCCAGUGUGAUGUGUGUGAAAAGUCGUUCAGUCAAAGCAGCAAUCUAAUGGCCCACCGGAGGACGCACACGGGAGAUAAACCGUUCAGAUGUGACGUGUGUGACAAAUGGUUAAACACUAAAUAUGACCUGACUGUACAUCGGAGGAUUCACGCCCGCAAGAUCCGAGAUCUUAGAUUGAUAAAUUAA